Messenger RNA from Scomber japonicus (chub mackerel), 906 nucleotides. Its product is annotated as proton-coupled zinc antiporter SLC30A2-like. Gene Ontology annotation, cellular component: plasma membrane. NCBI's taxonomy places the organism in Eukaryota, Metazoa, Chordata, Actinopteri, Scombriformes, Scombridae. Gene Ontology annotation, biological process: response to zinc ion; zinc ion transmembrane transport. Gene Ontology annotation, molecular function: zinc ion transmembrane transporter activity. The transcript has 6 exons. The record is from RefSeq and is a predicted model, not a curated record. Bases 28 to 906 code for a protein of 292 amino acids.
GGCUACCUGGCUCACAGUCUGGCCAUCAUGACGGACGCGGCUCACCUGCUGACAGACUUUGGCAGUAUGAUGGUGAGCCUGUUCUCCCUGUGGAUCUCCUCCAGACCGCCCACCAAAACCAUGAGCUUUGGUUGGCACCGAUCAGAGAUCCUGGGAGCGUUAGUCUCAGUCAUGUCCAUCUGGAUCGUUACGGGCGCGCUGGUCUAUUUAGCCAUCGAGAGGAUCGUUCGCAACGACUACGAGAUCGAUGGUCACGUGAUGUUGGUCACCUCUGGGUGCGCCGUCAUCGUCAACAUCAUCAUGGCGUACAUCCUCCAUCACUCCACCACCUUCCACGCUCACGGCAGCGGUUACCACCACAUCGACGAGGACGGCCACAGUCCCGUCUCCCACGGUCACUCCCACGCGCUGCUCGGUGGCCAUGGCAACACCAGCGUCCGCGCCGCCUUCAUCCACGUGGUCGGCGACCUGCUGCAGAGCGUCGGCGUCACCGUGGCCGCCAUCAUCAUCUACUUUCGGCCCGAGUAUAAGAUUGCAGAUCCCAUCUGUACGUUCCUGUUCUCCGUCUUCGUCCUCUGCACCACCGUCACCAUCCUCAGAGACGUCUUCAGGAUACUGAUGGAAGGCUCUCCUAAAGGAAUAGAGUUUAACUCGGUGAAGGAAGUGCUGCUGUCUGUGAAGGCGGUGAAGUCGAUGCACAGUCUGCACCUCUGGGCUCUGACUCUGGGACAGUCGCUGGUCUCUGUUCACCUGGCCGUCGAGGAAGGCUCCGACCCUCAGUCUGUGCUGCAGGAAGCCACCGAUCUGCUUCACACCAAGUUUGGUUUCUACAGCAUCACCAUCCAGGUGGAGCUCUACUCUGAAGACAUGAGCCACUGCAGCCACUGCCAGGACCCCUGUGACUGA